AUGAGCCGCAAUGAAGGAUCUCCAAUUAGGUUUCGUUUGUGGCUAGCGGAGUUGGUUAGGUUGCACCACCUCACCACGUCGCGGCUGGUGGUUAACUGCUUCGUUCAUGAAACGCCGCAAGUGAACAUCUGA
This is a messenger RNA of Spirodela intermedia, 132 nucleotides long. The record is from the annotation of a GenBank genome assembly. NCBI's taxonomy places the organism in Eukaryota, Viridiplantae, Streptophyta, Magnoliopsida, Alismatales, Araceae.